Racocetra persica is the source of this 271-nucleotide messenger RNA. The record is from the annotation of a GenBank genome assembly. Lineage: Eukaryota; Fungi; Glomeromycota; Glomeromycetes; Diversisporales; Gigasporaceae.
UUAUGUCGUGGGAAGUGUUGAUAUUACAGCAACUAUGAAACGAUUGGGAAUACGAAUGGAAACCCCUUCUGUUAAUGCUACUUCAGGCUUGUUAUAUUCAAGUUCAAUUUUUGAUGUUAAUAAUGAUAUCAACAUAGUUCCUUGUUAUUUGAGCGGAACAGGUGUUAGUCCGAAGGAAGCUGGUGUUAAGGUUGAAAUUUAUUCAUUUGAACACGAUAAAGUGGACCCAGAUUUCUUGGUCGAAAAUAGUGGUCAACAUCAUUACAAUAAG